Notolabrus celidotus (New Zealand spotty) is the source of this 1655-nucleotide messenger RNA. RefSeq names its product gonadotropin releasing hormone receptor 4 (gene gnrhr4). Bases 1 to 1185 code for a protein of 394 amino acids. Gene Ontology annotation, molecular function: peptide binding; gonadotropin-releasing hormone receptor activity. Lineage: Eukaryota; Metazoa; Chordata; Actinopteri; Labriformes; Labridae. Gene Ontology annotation, cellular component: membrane. The record is from RefSeq and is a predicted model, not a curated record. The transcript has 3 exons. Gene Ontology annotation, biological process: G protein-coupled receptor signaling pathway.
AUGUUCCAUCAGCUUACAGAUCAAACCAUUAACGGCAGCUGUCUGGCAGCCACCUCAGCGUGCAACAAGAGCUCUGAUGGGGACGCGCUGCAGCUGCCAACCUUCUCCACCGCGGCUAAAGUCAGAGUCAUCAUCACCUUCACGCUGUGCGCCGUGUCAGCUGUCUGCAACUUGGUUGUGCUGUGGGCUGCCAGCAACGGCGGCAAGCGCAAAUCUCACGUAAGGAUCCUCAUCAUGAACCUGACAGUGGCGGACCUGCUGGUGACUUUCAUCGUGAUGCCUGUGGACGCAGUGUGGAACAUCACAGUGCAGUGGCAAGCAGGGGAUGUCGCCUGCAGGCUGCUUAUGUUCCUGAAGCUUGUGGCGAUGUACUCGUGCGCUUUUGUGACCGUGGUCAUUAGCUUGGAUAGACAGUCAGCCAUCCUCAACCCUCUGGGAAUCAGCGAGGCCAAACGGAAGAGCAAAAUCAUGUUGACUGUGGCCUGGACCAUGAGCGUCAUCCUCUCGCUCCCUCAGAUGUUUAUAUUCCACAACGUGACCAUCACAGUUCCAGAGAACUUCACCCAGUGCACCACCCAUGGCAGUUUUGUCCAGCACUGGCAGGAGACCCUUUACAACAUGUUUACCUUUGUCUGCCUCUUCCUCCUGCCUCUGGUCAUCAUGAUCUUUUGUUACACGCGAAUUCUUAUUGAGAUAUCAAGCCGCAUGGCCCGCAACAACCUGGUGUCGAGAGAUGUUCACCUGCGUCGCUCCCACAACAACAUCCCCAAAGCUCGAAUGAGGACUCUUAAGAUGAGCAUCGUCAUCGUUACAUCAUUCAUCAUCUGCUGGACCCCGUACUAUCUGCUGGGCCUGUGGUAUUGGUUGUUUCCUGAAAAAAUGGAGGAGACUGUCUCUCAUUCACUGACUCACAUGCUGUUCAUCUUUGGCCUCUUCAACGCCUGUCUGGACCCCAUCACGUAUGGUCUGUUCACUAUCCACCUCCACCAGGGUUUGAAGAGAUGCUGUCGAAAUUCGAACACACGAACUACAUUGGAAAACAACACGUGCCUUCUGCACAUGACCCGUCUGUCGUCCCGCAGGCAGACUGCCUCAGGUGGCCAUAAUCCAGACAGAGAGGAGGGGGAUGACAGCAACAGCAGGAAAAGGUGCUUGAAGCCAAUCAUUCCUAUAAGCAGGAUGUAACUGCUUUCAGCAUCAUAAGAAAGAAAACCUGCUGCUGCCAAUCAGCGUUGAGCUCAGUUUCUCUCUGGAGAUAAGAACAAGCUUGAUGACUGAGCUUUGAAAUGCUGAAGCUCAACAAAAAUUCAAUGUUCCUUUGCCAGUAGGAUCCGUUCAUUUUUGUUUCACUGAUGUAAGUGACACUGCAUUAUUGCUCAGACACGGUUUAUUUAUCCCUUCGUCUGCCACUCGUCUUGGAUACCACUGAUCAGAUUUUUUCGUGUCCCACAUGAUAUCAGUGGGCUUAAAUAGACUUUGAAUGACAGAUUAUUUAACAGUUACAUUCUGUGGUUUACUCACAACAAACACAACUGCCAGAUUUUAGUGGAUCUGAUUAUAUUCUCUGUUAUUUCAUGUGUUAAAUAAACCACAGGAACAGAAAUGUGCACAAGUAACUGAAGAUAAUCAAACAGAUUUGAACAACGAGAGAAAAA